Molecule: messenger RNA, 237 nt
Organism: Ostertagia ostertagi
Lineage: Eukaryota; Metazoa; Nematoda; Chromadorea; Rhabditida; Trichostrongylidae
Source: the annotation of a GenBank genome assembly
AUGAAAGGUGUCGUGGCGGUUAAUCCGAUGCUAGAUGAGAUCGCCUCAUGGGCGAAGAAGUACACUAUUCGACCACCUAAUCGAGAAUUUGGCAGUUGGGAUCUGAAGUUGAUAUUUCGACCCAGUCAGAUCAAAUUUGAUGCUAAGCGUACGGAGAAAGAUUCGCUAGAGAUUGUGAAGUACUCAGCUCCUGUCCCAGUUUCUUUGAACAAACCAUUCAUCUGCAUUCUGGAUCAG